CUCUAUAUCUCUCUCGUCCUUUCUCUCCCUUCUAGAAAGCCGAAACAAAACUUACUUAAAUAGCCCACAAGAUCCAGCGUGAUCUCUGCCUCUCUCCUUUUCUUUCUCACUCUAGCAUGCGUUUUUAUAUUCUCCAUCUCCUCUAUUUUUACAACGCAUUGUUAACUGCCAAGGAAAGCAAGGGAGAAGUAGACAAAAAAUAUAUAUAUCUCGUUCUUACAAGCAAACCGAUCAUCCUAAAUUCUUAACAUAGAAACCACAAAAACAUUUGAUUUCUCUCUCCCGGCCCAGAAUAUGGGAGAUUAUUCCAAUAUUGUUCUCCACCACGAUCGAGAACAAGAACACGGACACGAAGGAGAAGGAGAAGAAGAAGAAGAAGCACUCUCUCUUUGCGACUUCCCACUGGAAGGCAGGAACGAAGAAAGCCCAAAUAUAGCCUUCCACAGUGGUGCAAGAUCAUCAUCCGAGCCUGCUGAAUUCUUCGAGUUCUUUAGCGACCUAAGCUCAGAGAUGCGUUCAGCUGAAGAUAUCAUCUUUCGGGGUAAGCUCGUUCCCGUCAAAGAACCGUACUUCACCCCCCAAAACCAAUCUAAAGAAGACAAGCAACGCAUUUCUUUUCGUCGCCGAUGUGAAUCUUUAUCUGAGUUGCAAAGUUCUGUAUGUCGUUCAAGUAGUAGCAAGAACAAUAUUGGACUCAUGAGAAACAGUCGGUCCCUGGAUUAUCGCAAACUCGAAAGGUUUUCCAGCUCUAAGAAAUGUUCAUCGGAAUUGGAUAUUGAAAGAAGUAGCUCAUCAUUAAAGAGUAUCCAUGCAAAAAGUGAUGUAAAAAAGACCGGCUCAAAGCCCCGAUGGUAUCUGCUGAUGUUCGGCGUGGUCAAGCCCCCUACAGAGAUGAACCUUAGCGAUAUAAAAAGCCGGCAAGGUCGCCGGAAUUACUCGGUGUCCAUGUUCCCACCAGUUGAUACCGACGGAAAGAAGGCUCCGGUUAACCAGAGUUGUAUUAGCAAGGGCUCUUGCAGGCUGCUUAGAGUAUUAAGCUGCAAGGAUCCUGCCAGUGUUGCUGUAGCAACGUCUUUCCUGGUGCCCCGGGUAUAGAAUUGAAGCUGGCAGGUGCCAUGGCAGGUGAUGUCGGAUAUGUGCGGUGAGGGUAAUAUGGUCAUUGGAUUGAUAUGAUGCCCUGUGUUUCAGGGUAAUGUAAUUGUGACUUUACGUAGAGGGGAGUCGAUUUUCUGAUAGAGUAGAGUGAUGGAACAUCCAUGUUCAUGGCCCCUUCGUAAUUGAGCAUUUAAGGUUUGUGGGUUUGUUUUUAUUUAUUUUUAUUUUUAUUUUUUGUUAGGUGGCCGGGUAUACACAGAAGUGAAUGAUGAUCACGAGAGUCCUGCGAAUGGCAUAAUUAAAUUGUAAUACCGAUGUAAUUAAUUGUCUUUAUACCAUAUAUAUGAAUGAUAAUGUCACCUUUGGAA
Molecule: messenger RNA, 1463 nt
Organism: Populus trichocarpa (black cottonwood)
Lineage: Eukaryota; Viridiplantae; Streptophyta; Magnoliopsida; Malpighiales; Salicaceae
Exons: 1
Coding region: 295-1095 (266 amino acids)
Source: RefSeq, a predicted model, not a curated record